AUGGUGUGGCUCAUGUCGGCUUUGGUAUGGAUAUGGGUGUUUGCCCUUCCACGCGUCAAGGCGUUGUGCCCAGAGAUGUGUAUGACAAGCACCGGGCAACAAUGGCCAUGCAGAUUCUACAACAAUGGAUGUGAGGUUGGCAUGAACAAUAACCCGAACCGAAGCUCUGCAGAUGACUUGCACAUCGCAGUCAUUGGACCCUACAGCGGCAACAUCGGUGAUAUCAUGACCUCUGCCGAGCCCCUCUUGGCAAUUGCCGCGCAGGAAAUCGAAGACAGUGACAUCCUCCCAGGCUAUCGUAUACAUGCGCAUUUAGCGGAUUCCGGAUGUUCGGAAGCGGGUGGAACAUCAGCAGCAAUAGCGUCGUUGAUACGCGGACCGAAGAAGCAUGCCAUCCUCGGGGAUUGCUGCAGUCAGUCCUGUGCGGCGAUUAAUGAUGCCAUGCAGUUGUUCAAUGUCUUGCAAAUUUCCCCAGGAUGUGAUUCGCCCAGUCUCAGCGAUCGAGAACGAUUCCCAUAUUUCACCCGAAUGAGCCCGUCGGAUCGUUACAAGGUCAUCGCCAUCUAUGAAGUCAUGAAGAUGCUAAAUGUCCAGCGGGUGAGCACCAUAAGUGGCCCAAUCUAUACGGAAGGCGCCAAAGCCUUUUUCCACGAAUUGAUAAAGCGGGAUUUGGAGAAUGGCACGUAUCCGUGGACCAUCUUAGCAGAUACUUCCAUCGGAUUCGGCAGCAUGGAGGAUUAUGUCAUGGUUGCAGAUACCUUGAAGAAGAGGGAUUCCCGAAUCAACAUGAUGGCCUUGCCAGAGUUUCUGCGGCGUUCUUCAUCAGGUUCUUUGAAUUUUGUUGCCAAGCUCAAAGUUUCUUCAA
Messenger RNA from Symbiodinium necroappetens, 865 nucleotides. Lineage: Eukaryota; Dinophyceae; Suessiales; Symbiodiniaceae. The record is from the annotation of a GenBank genome assembly.